Messenger RNA from Ostrinia furnacalis (Asian corn borer), 1144 nucleotides. Its product is annotated as protein obstructor-E. The record is from RefSeq and is a predicted model, not a curated record. The transcript is spliced from 5 exons. Gene Ontology annotation, cellular component: extracellular region. Gene Ontology annotation, molecular function: chitin binding. The coding region runs from base 70 to 750 and encodes 226 amino acids. NCBI's taxonomy places the organism in Eukaryota, Metazoa, Arthropoda, Insecta, Lepidoptera, Crambidae.
GCGUGAGCCGUCGAGUCGAACCCCAGUGCUGCCGGCAAGUCUACCACGCGCACACGUCGCGACUCUAUAAUGUAUAGUGCAAGUUUAUUGUCGUUCGCCGCUUGCGUUGCUUUCGCAAACGCAGGCAUCCUCCUCGAGCACGCGCCAGCGUGCCCUGAGCAACAUGGUGUUCAAGCGUACGCGCACCCCGAGCUCUGUGACCAGUUCUUCCUGUGCACCAACGGCACGCUGACGGUGGAGACCUGCGAGAACGGCCUGCUCUUCGACGGGAAGGGCGCUGUCCACAACCACUGCAACUACAACUGGGCCGUCGACUGCGGCACCAGAAAGGCUGAUUUGACCCCCUACUCGACCCCCGGUUGCGAAUACCAGUUCGGCAUCUACCCAGACAGCGCCGAGUGCUCGACCAGCUACAUCAAGUGCGCCUUCGGGAUUCCCGAGCAGGAGCCCUGCACCCCCGGCCUGGUGUACGACGAGAGGAUCCACGGCUGCAACUGGCCUGACCUGCUGCAACCUUUCUGCAACCCUGAAGCGGUCGUCGGCUUCAAAUGCCCCACCAAGGUGCCUUCGAACACGCAGGCUGCCAAGUUCUGGCCAUUCCCUCGUUUCCCAGUACCUGGGGACUGCCAUAGACUGAUCACAUGUGUGGAAGGCCAGCCCCGUCUGAUCACCUGCGAAGAAGGCAAGGUCUUCGACGACCAGAACCUCACCUGUGAGGACCCAGAGCUGGUGCCGCACUGCGGACACUGAUGGAGAUAAUGUUUGUAUCGCAAGACGAAAACGAAACUGUGAGGUUUUAGAAAUUAAGUCUAAAACAGAAUGAAGUUUUAUCCACAUCAACACACAUGUUAAUGUUCCUAGAUAUUUUUUAUUAUCAGGUUUCUCAUUUUUUAUUUUUUUAAACAACUACAAGUUUGUAUAUUCAGUUAAGCACAACUGUUUUCGUUUUGUGAUACUGGUAUGAUGUAAUUAUAUAUGUAUCUAAUUUAAAUCUUCUGAAAGCAAAUCCGAAAUAUUCUUCCACCGAAAUCUAUUUAUUAACUAACUCGUGAAUUUCAAUCAAAUUGCUAUACCUAAACCAAUGUAUGUAAACUCGAUAUGUACCUACGUUGCCAAAUACAAUCGAUUCGAGCGUGAUAUUAGU